Rosa rugosa (rugosa rose) is the source of this 2825-nucleotide messenger RNA. Its product is annotated as receptor-like serine/threonine-protein kinase SD1-8. Bases 255 to 2657 code for a protein of 800 amino acids. Gene Ontology annotation, biological process: protein phosphorylation. Gene Ontology annotation, molecular function: protein serine/threonine kinase activity; ATP binding. The record is from RefSeq and is a predicted model, not a curated record. The transcript is spliced from 7 exons. Lineage: Eukaryota; Viridiplantae; Streptophyta; Magnoliopsida; Rosales; Rosaceae.
GUGUAUGUUUUUUAUUCUCAAUUAUUUCUGACCAGUUCCCUGGAAUAUCAUCAAACGUACAUCUUGCCUGAGGAACUAUUGUCUUCAUUUUAGAAUAUAAGACCAGUAAAUAGUUGACUAAAGGAACCUACCAUGAAUGAAUGCAGCAAGACAUAUUGUAUUUAAUUGGAAAAUGAAAAACUAGCUAGCCUCUUAGUGCCUUUGUCUUCUCUGGCCAGACUUGCUUGCAUCAGCUUUGCACCUCGAACUCUGUAAUGGCCAUAUUUCUUCCUCUAAUUUGCUUGAUAUUAUCAUUCUUUAGCUUCUUUUCGUUUUCAUCUCUUGCAACAGAUACUCUUACACCUUCAGACACAUUGAGAGAUGGUCAAAUCCUGGUUUCAGCUGGUGGAGUUUUUGAGCUGGGCUUGUUCAAUGAAAGCUUUUCAGGCUAUCACUAUCUGGGGAUUUGGUUGAGAGCCGAUGCAACCAAGGUUGUCUGGGUUGAUCGCGAUAAUCCUAUAUUGGAUUCAUCAGGCAAGCUUCAAAUCCUGUCUGGAAAUUUGGUUCUCGCUGACCGUCGACAAGUACAAUUGAUAGUCAACUCAGGGAGUCUUGCCAGAGUCACAGCUAACACAAGUGCAACACUUCUUGACACCGGUAACUUUGUCCUUAAGGAAACAGAUACAGGAACUAAAAUAUGGCAAAGUUUUGAUAUACCGACUGAUACUUAUCUUCCUGGGAUGGAACUUGGGUUCUUUGGCCUAAACACAUCUCGGGUAAGCUUUCACAUUCUUAUUUCUUGGGCAAGCCCCCAAAACCCAGACCUUGGCCUCUUCACUUUAAGCAUUGAUAGGAACAACACCACAAAGCUUUUGGUUAGGCGAAAAGAUGGAGCAAAAAUGGAAAUCGGUUUCUGGAAUGGAAAUGGCAUCCAGUUUAUUUUUGAGAACUCAUCUGCUGGGAAUAUGUACGAUUUUAGCUUCCAGUCCAAUGCAAAUGAAGCUGUUUACACUUUUACUACCAGUAAGACUUAUGACCUUGUGUGGUUUGUGAUGAGUUACAUGGGAAACCUGGACCAGUAUUUUAUGGUAGAUGGGAAGAUCUCUUCUUUGAGUCAUGCUUUGUGUGAGGAUUCGGCUGGUGGUAAUACUGGGACAUGCUUUAGUUCAAUACCUUCUAACUGUGGCAAUGGUGAUAGCUUUUUUCAGAUGAAUGGUUUGCUGCCAUCUACAUUUAAUAGCACUGGUUCCGUAAAUAUGGCGAUUACUGAUUGUGAAACUUUCUGCAAGAACAAUUGUUCUUGUACAGCAUUUGCUUCAGUUCAGAAUGGUCAACCAGGAUGUCAACUAUACUAUGGGAGUAAGCAGGAGCUAUUGAAGAUCAUAGAGAAGGGAGAAGGGCUUAUAUACAUUCGGCGUGGUGCUCCAAGUGAUGCUAAAAAGUGGAAACUCUGGUUGGCUGUUGUGGUUCCCUUGGCUUCCCUCUUGGUUCUUAUACCAAUCUCCAUAGCCUGCUAUUUGCGCUGGGGAAAGCGACUGAAAGAAGAACAAACUCGACAAGAAGCCAUAAUCAAUUCUGAUCGAGGUAGAUUAUUCCUUGCUUCAACAAUCCAUCAUGAUGAAGUUAGAGGUUCAAAUAACAUCGAAUUAGGCAUACACAAGGAUCAAGAAUUGCCCUGUUUUAGCUUUUCCACCAUAAAUAUGGCAACAAACUACUUUGCAGAGGCUGAUAAACUUGGAGAAGGUGGAUAUGGACCUGUCUAUAAGGGUAAGUUGCUAGUAGAAGGACAGGAAAUUGCAGUGAAACGGUUGUCUAAAAUUUCCAGGCAAGGGUCCAAAGAGUUCCAAAACGAAGUCUCGGUCAUUUGUAAGCUUCAACACAGGAAUUUGGUCAGGCUUCUGGGAUGCUGCAUUGAAGCAGAAGAAAGCAUACUGAUUUAUGAGUACAUGCCCAACAAAAGUCUUGAUUCCUUCAUUUUUGACUCAACCAAACAGGUACUUUUGGAUUGGAGAAGGCGUAUUAACAUUAUUGAAGGUAUUGCACAAGGUCUUCUAUAUCUUCACAAAUACUCUAGAUUAAGGAUCAUUCACCGCGAUUUAAAGACCAGCAAUAUUCUGCUGGACAGUGACAUGAACCCAAAAAUUUCUGAUUUUGGAAUGGCAAGAAUUUUCGGGGACAAUGACAUCAGAGGAAAAACAAACCGAGUUGUUGGUACAUUUGGUUACAUGUCUCCUGAGUAUGCAAUGGAUGGCCUCUUUUCUGAAAAAUCCGAUGUCUUUAGCUUUGGGGUGAUCUUAUUAGAGAUCAUAAGUGGUGAGAAGAACAUUGCAUUCUUUGAGGCUGAUCACACCCUGAACUUACUCAGCAAAGCUUGGCAUUUGUUGAAAAAAGGAAGCAGCAUGGAGUUAAUGGAUCCGACACUGUGUGCUUCUUGUUCGAGCAGUGAAGUUAUCAGAUGCAUACAGAUGGGUCUUCUGUGCGUGCAAGAAAGAGCUAUAGAUCGACCAACCAUGUCGGAUGUUGUUUCUCUUCUAAGCAAUCAAUCAUUUGCUCUGCCUCUUCCUAAAGAACCUGCAUUUUUGAGGCAGUUAAGUUCGACUGAUGCAGAUUCAUCUUCAAGUAUGCAAAGAUACUGUUCUCAAAAUGACAUAACUAUUUCAGAAGAACAUGGCAGGUAGCAUGUUAGAAUUCACCAGGCUUUGCAAUUAACAAUAUUUCUGCCCUUGUAAACUUUUAUUUUUCUUGUAUCAAAGUUGUAAUGUAAUGUAAAUGGAAACACACAUUUUCACCCAAAUAUGUAUACCUAUGUAUCUUUGACAACAAGUAAAUUUCAGUUGCACUUCUGU